UCGCCACCCGUUGCCGCGCGGCAGAACUGGGUUGCGCGUGGUGACGCGGAGAGACGCGGCGGUGUACGGUGCGGGGGGGAGCGCGGCGGCGGACGCGGCGGUGUACGGUGCGGGGUUGGCGGCGUGGGUACGCGUGGCGAGCGCGGCGGAGCAGGAGGCGAUGUGCGCGCUGGCGGGGCGGGAGGACGUUGUGGUCAUGGACGCCGCGGACUGGAAG
This is a messenger RNA of Closterium sp. Naga37s-1, 217 nucleotides long. The record is from the annotation of a GenBank genome assembly. NCBI's taxonomy places the organism in Eukaryota, Viridiplantae, Streptophyta, Zygnematophyceae, Desmidiales, Closteriaceae.